UAUACGCCGAAAAAUAUCAAGUUUUUGGACUUGCUAGCUGGUAGCAUACUGUGGCUACAUUCUAAAGGGGCUCAUAGAGGAUGUGAUGGCGACUCUCGAGAAACGAAACCACGAUGCUAGCUGGCCUGUUAUCAUUGGGGGUGCCUAUCUCACACCAAAUUCCGUCUUCAUGAUCACAUUUUGUAAAAGUAUGGAGUUUACACACAGACGGGGUUUUAUGCUUAAAGUGUGCCCCGGUGUGAUUUGAGCCAGGCAGGCCUGUGUGCUUGUAUGAGCCUCCCAGACAUCCACCGGUAACUGUUAGCUAGACUUAGAAGGAUUGUCCGCACCCCCAUUUUUUACCUUUUUAAUUUAUAACGGAUGCGACACUUUAUUGUUGCUGGCAUCGUUCACUGGGAGUCAAAUGUAACGGCUGUGAAUCCUUCCACUCUCACUGGAAUCAAGACAAAUUUCACAGAAUCAAAUGACUUUCAAAGGGAAUAGUGAAGAGUAGAAAGCUGUCAUUAAAUUAUAUACAAUUAGUCAGUUUUAUGUUGUAACAUGUGCAACCUUUUCCACCAGGAAGAAACAAUAAGGCAGGCUGUCUAUCCAUCCACUGGACAGUCAAUAACUAAAACUGGUACCAUUUCACCACAAAAGAGAGGUCUGUCAUGGGCCUGACAUUUUUUAGAGUAAUUUAUGGUCUAAUUAAAACAGACUACAGUUGCUCUGCAAAUAAGAAUAAUUUGGUCAUAUAUGAACGCAGUCGAGGACCACAGGGGGUGGGGGUCUGAGACCGCGUGAGACAUGGGUUUUGGUCUACCUUCCAGCAGACUUUAGUCCUGAGUGAGGUAGGUGUGAACUACAACCGCACCGGCAGACCAAAACAGCGGAUAUGGUGUCACCAGAUGUGCCUGUAACCAGGCAAUGCAUAGCAACACACAACAGAAAGCUGAGUGAGAAUUAUCAAAAAAAAUAGUUAAAUGUAAACCUAGAAGCAUAAAUAUAGUAGUUAAACAUACCUGGCUCUUGUUAACAAAGCGGUCAUAUUCAUUACACAUUGAAGUUGUUAGAAACACAGUCUGCUUGGAAAAACAUCCCCGAGCACCUUUUUGACAGCUUUACAUAAUUUGUCUUAUUUACAUCACAGCUGGAAAAAAGGAAAGUCGUACAAAUGUACGUUACCCAGAAGACGCCCUGUUGUUUUUGGUGUGUGAGGUUGUCAGACAAUGGACGUGCCACAUACGCAGUCCAAUCGAGGUUUGACUUUAUGCUCAUCUGAGAGCAUUAUUUAGUCCUUACCAAAAAUACAGGUGUGAACGCAAAACGGCCUGCAUUAAAGUGACCAAGUGCAGUGGAACCUUGGUUAGUGGGAUUAAUCCGUUCCAGAAGGUCAGAUUCAAACGGAAAUGUACUCUAACCAAACCAAUAUCUCCCAUACGAAAUAACGCAAAUCCGUUCUGAACACCCAAAAAUGUUAACACAAAACACUACAACGAUCGUUGACAAAGAUGCAGAUGACGAGCAACAAGACAGCUAUACACAUGGACAAAACUUUUGUGUUGUGUAACAAAUUAUUCAAUAUUGUUUCGCAACUUUUUUGUCAAAAUGCUAGCAGUUGUAGCUUUCUUUGGCUACAUUGUGUAUUGUUUUGCAGCCGUCAUCAAUAAGAAAUAGUCAUGCCUUGCUACAUCAUGGUUUGAACAUCACUCCCUCACGCUAUUGCUUUUUUUCGAAAAUGUAUAAAUGACCUCUGUUUCGUGGUUGACUAUGGACUAUUAUUAGUCAAAAUAUUGAAAGGCAAGUUAUAUGUAGUAUUCUGGUCACUAGGUGUCGGUAAUUUUAGAAACAUGAGACAUGACAUAAGAUUAGAUUACCUUCACGCUGCAUGGAGUCAGCCGUGGCAUGGAGUGAAAAGAAGUUCUCCCAUUUCAAGUGAAAGUGGAGCUGGUUCUGGGGCGAGGCCAAAGGACCAGACUCAAUGAGUGUCCAGCGAAAUGUCCGAGAAGUCAGGGCAGAGCACCAAGGCAAAGGAUGGCAAAACAAAGUAUGCAACCCUUAGCCUUUUCAACACUUAUAAGGGCAAAUCUUUGGAAACCCAGAAAACUGCAGUUGCUGCCAGACAUGGCCUGCAGAGUUUGGGCAAAGUUGCUGCCAGCAGGCGUAUGCCCCCUCCAGCCAACCUGCCCAGCCUGAAAGCCGAGAACAAGGGAAACGACCCAAACGUCAACAUUGUCCCCAAAGACGGUAGCGGCUGGGCGUCUCGAAACGAGGGAGGAGAGGAGAGGCAACAGGAGACACCCCCACCCCAGAGCAAACCAGCAGUGCUCCCGCCUCAAGAGCUUCCCACAGGGGCAAGCCGUUCUUGGGCUAACAGCAAGCAGAUACAACUUGAUGGAGCUCCUCGUGUGAGCAGCCACUUCCACCAAGAAUUUCCCAGCUUGCAGGCGUCUGGCGAUGGGGAGAAAGAUGGCCAAGAGGAGGAGCCGUAUGGACCAGGUCCCAGCCUCAGACCUCAAAAUGUUGGCAGUUGGCGUGAAGGUGGUGGAAGAAAUUUGAACGCGGCACCCAGCCCCUCUGAGAUGGACAGCAGGCCACCAGAGGAGGGAAACGCCGGCCCCGAUACCUCCUCACGGCCUGAGGAAGCAGACGAGGCUGGCCGAAAUCUCAACACUGACAGCCAGAGGGAGAAGAGGGAUGGCAGGGAGAAGAUGCCGUCCUCGGGCCUUUCUCAGCCAAAGCUUAACGGUGGACAGCAACCGCCAGCUGGCGUGCCCUCCCACUUCGACCCCACGUUCAGGAGCAUGAUGCCAUCCUAUAUGUUUCACGCAUAUCCUCAAAUGUCAUUUGGCCAAAGGCAAGGAAACCUCCGAUAUCCUGUGGCACAAGAUGGAGCGAAGGGUCCGCCUCGUUUAGCACGACCCCAGCAGCCACCCCCUCAGUCGUGGCUCCAGGAUCCAGACCGACCUUCUAUCAUUAGCGCGACAGAACUCAAAGAGCUGGACAACUUGGACACGGAUGCUGAUGAGGGGUGGGCAGGAGCUCAAAUGGAGGUCGACUACACAGAGAAGCUAAACUUCAGUGACGAUGAGGAGAACCAAGCUGCUAAAGAGAAAGGAGAAAACUGGGAGUGGAUGGGUAAAGUCGACCGUAUGAGACCGCGGCCUCCAGAUGUUCAGGAGGGCUGGAAGGAGGGUUCAGAGGAGCACGAAGUUGGUAAAACAUCAUGGGCGGACUGUGUAGAUCCCAGAGCGCCAUCGCCUGGCAGUGUGGGGCAGUACAACAAAGUGGCUGCCCCACAAGACUACCAGGGUGGUGCUCGUACAGUUAGCGGCGGAGCUCCACGUUGCAGCAAACCACUGGCUGCACCAGGUGCUUCUGCCGAUGAGGACUCUGAGGCCUGGCGACAGAAGCGAAAGAAACCUGAGAUUUCUGAAGCUGUGGAACGAGCCAGGCGGAGGCGAGAGGAAGAAGAGCGCAGGAUGGAAGAACAACGCCUUGCUGCAUGUGCUGAAAAACUCAAACGUCUCAAUGAAAAACAUCGCCAGUCAACUGAGGGCAAAGCUGGCCCGCCGCAGACCACCUGUGAUGAGGGCGUCCUGGGCAUCACUCCACAAGUGGACGCUCCAUCAGUACCUGAUCCUGCAUCCAGUCCUGCACCUUCAAUCUCAGUUUUACAGCCACAGGCCUCUGGAGUGCAGACUCCUCUAACUGAGAGGACGGAUCAGGAUGGGGAGAGGGUCAAGCUAGAACGAGUCGAACCAAGCGCAGAGGAGGAGGUUCCCUUGCCUCACCGGCCACCCUCUCCUGUACAGAGGCCUGUGGUCACAGGUCCUGAGCCUCCCAGCGAGGGGGAAAUCAUUUUGGCUGAGGUCUGUCCGCUCGCCGAUGAGAACCAAACUGAAAGGACAACAGUGCCUAUCCGAGACUAUUUCAACAUGGAGGACAACAAAGUGGAUGAACCGCACCUGUCACUGCCUCUUACGGACGCUCCCAGUGGUGAGGACGUAGCCAUUGCUUCCCCACAGCUGGAGGGUGAGGCGGCUACUGCCAUGCGUCCUUCCCUCACCUCCGGUUACUCAAAGCAGUUCCAGAAAUCUCUGCCACCUCGUUUCCUCAGACAACAGGAGCAAAUGAAGCAGCAGCAGUGGCAUCAGCAGCAACAGCAGAGUGGGGGCUCCGUGUCACCAUCAGGCAGUAGGGUAGAUGGAACGGCACAAAACCAACAGCAGCAACAUCGAUCAAUGUAUCAACCCAUCGGACCGCAUCACCAACACAUGGCCUCCAUGGGCUUCGACCCCCGCUGGCUCAUGAUGCAAUCCUACAUGGACCCACGCAUGGUGUCGGGGCGCCCUCCCAUGGAUAUGCCAACAAACAUUCACACCGGGAGGAUGCAGCCAAAGCAGAUUGCUCGCAGAGAGCCGGGGGACAACUCUAGCUCUAGCUCAGACUCCUUCGACCACUUGACUCGACCCAUCCGUGACCAUGGCUUGCCCUCUGACUCGAGGAUUGUGUGGGGAUCUGACCCAUACCCGCCAUCUGAACCGUUGCCAUCCGUAACGCCUCCUAAAGUGCGGGAUGACAUCAAGGAGCCAAGGAUGGAAUCUGGUUUAGAUCUGGACAGGGGUCUCCCAACAAUGUAUCCCCAGGAACACAGUGCAUUGGACUCCCGUAAAAGUAACUUCUUUAGGGACACCCCUGAGCCCAUACCAACCUUUUCACAGGGCCCAGAUGAUGUGCCUGGACCUAUAGACCGGAUUCCUGUCACCUCAGGCUUCGACCCUGAUGAAGCGGGUCUACCAAGUGGGGAAGAAGUAGAAGCAUUGGGCAAAGCUAUGCUGCAGAGAAGUGUCUCCCAGGGUUCCUGCCACUCCCUUAAGCUGGAUGAGCCCAGGUUUGAUGGGCUACCAUUGGGAAACAAAGCACUAGAGCUGCAGGACACCGUUGACAGGGCCGAUGAUAAGCCUCAGAACGAACUGUACCCACAGAUCGCAGUGACCAGCAACAGGGCCACGCCACCCGCCGACGGACUACACAAACAAGAGAAGUUGCCUCUACCCACUCCUAGUAAACAGAAGACUGAUCUGCGCUGGGGUGGAAGAUCCGGCCUUGGUCGCAGAGAAGGACCCGGUGGGGAGAGACCCCUCCGCAGAUCUGGUCCAAUAAAGAAGCCUGUUCUAAGAGACAUGAAAGAAGAACGAGAGCAAAGAGAAGAGAGGGAGAAGCGUCACGAGAGAGGAGAAAGGGGUGACAGGACCAAAAAGGACCAGUCCUCCAAAGCUCCAACUGUGACUGCCGCUGCCAUCGCCGCCGCUGCUGCUUCAUCUGCAUCUGAAGGCUCCAGACCACAAGGUGAAGCCAAGAAAGAAGCUGCUGAGGCUGAGGAAACUCCAGCUAGCCUCCCCAAAGCCAGAGAGUCCCAAACUUCCUCCGGCGCUCCCACUUCUUCCUCACAGGAAGAGAAAGCUGACAAACCACCCAGCACCGACAAACACUCAGAGCCCAAACUGCCCUUCAGAAAAGAGUCAAAUCUUCCUCUGCGCACCUACCGAAGAGAAGACAGGGAGCGGGACCGUGAGAGGGACAAAGAAAUGGACAAGGAUCGAGAGAGGGAGUGGCCUAUUGACUCGAACUUCAAAGGUCGAGGUCGUGGCGAGUAUUACUCCAGAGGCCGGAGCUUCCGUGGGACAUACAGCGGGCGAGGCAGGGGUGGUCGUGGCCGAAGCAGGGAGUACCCUCACCGAGAACCUCGACCCCGCUCAGAUUUACCUUCUGGUGCAGCUGCAGCCUUCCGGAACAGGGAGGAAAGUGAGACGCGCAGCGAGAGCUCCGACUUCGAGGUUAUACCAAAACGUAGGCGCCGUCGUGGCUCGGACACUGAUUCUGAAAGUGAGGGUGGUAGGGAGUCUGCAAGUGAUACAGGACCUUCAGAUCGUGAGCCUAGCACCAAACCUAGUCGUCCACUUAGACGUGAGCUCCCUGGUGAGGGCCGAUCAGGCCUGCACAAGCCAGGCUUUGGACCUCCUCACAUGGCUGAAAAGAUGGGCUCAAGAAUGGAUGAUGACAGACCCAAACCAGGGUUUCUUCCUAAAGGAGAGCCUUCUCGCCGAGGAAGAGGUGGCUUGUAUAGCAGACGAGGUGGAGCUAGGGAACGAGGAGGCCCUCGCUCCGCCCCUCUUAGAAGGCCAGCAGCCAGAGACUCCUCCUCUCAGUGGCCUUCUAAGCCGAUGGAGACCUUCAGACCCGAGGACAUGGAGUCCACAUCACGAUAUGAUCAUCCGCCGUCUGAGCGACGGCCACCCAGAUCUGACUGCAAGAAAUUUAUGGACGUUGCCCCUCAGAGCAGCAGAGAGAGACCCCGCCGGUCCAGACCAGCAAGACCUCCCAGGCAGGAUAAGCCCCCACGCUUUCGGCGGCUAAAGGAACGAGAGGCUGCAGUUCUAGCAAGCGGAGAUCCGGUCCCGAGUCCCGCUGUCCCUCUACCUCCUGUACCUGCUCCUGCUACUGCUGCUGUCUCCAUGUCUGCACCGGUAUCUGUCUCACCAACUUUGUCGAGAGCACCAGGAACCCCUGUGACUGUUUCUUCUGAAGCAGCAGCACCUGCACCAAGCCUCCCCUCUCCUCUUGAAGCACACUUUUCCGAGACAAGCAGCCCCACCGUCACUGCGGUCGGCACCAAGUCCCCCGAUUUGUCCAACCAAAACUCAUCGGAUCAAGCUAACGAGGAAUGGGAGACGGCCUCAGAGAGCAGCGACUUCAAUGAAAGGAGAGAGCGCGAAGAGAGGCGGGGAGCACAAACUGCUAACAGUGAAGCAGCCACUGCCUCCACCCCGGUGCUCGCACCCCCUCAGGGGUCUCUGACACCCAACAAAAGCCCACCUGAAGGAGUGGUCUCCCCAAAGCGCGAGGGAGUCGCUGCAGGCAAGAGGAGUUUCUCAAGCCAGAGGCCUAUAGAGAGGCAGAAUCGCAGAGGCAACAGUGGGGCCAAACCGGGUCGCAGCUACGCCGGUGCGAAGGGGGAGAGGAGGGGAGGAGCCAAAGGUGGCCGUAAAGGCCCUGCCUCUCAGCAAAACUCUGAGACACCAAUUGCUGGAGGAGCUCAGAGGCCUGCCAAAGAUCAGUCUGCACGACGCAAAGAUGACACCAAGCUGGCUGUCAAGAAGCCCAAAGAGAAUGCUCUGUCUCAGUUUGAUCUCAACAACUAUGCCAGUGUUGUAAUUAUUGACGACCACCCCGAGGUCACCACUACAGAUGACCCGCAGUCCAGCACCAACGAUGAUGGCUUCACAGAGGUGGUCUCUCGGAAGCAACAGAAACGGCUCCAAGAUGAGGAGAAACGGAAGAAGGAAGAGCAAACCACACAGACUUGGGGUAAAAAAGGCUCUGGUGACAAAAACAGGGUUGGAGGAGGAAAACUGCCUCCAAGAUUUGCUAAAAAGCAAUCGUCGCAGCAACAGCAGCAGCAACAUCAGCAGCAGCAGCAGCAACAUCAGCAGCAGCAGCAGCAGCAGCAACAACAUCAGACUUCUUCACAAUCUCAGCCUCCAUCAGCACCAGCCCUGCACACCCAACAACAGCCGCCAGCCGUUUCUGCCCCUCAGCAUCCUCACCUUGCCCCCACCCAGCCAGCUGCCACUUCCCCUCAAACCCUGGAAGUAACGGUGCCGUCCUCCAUCCCGCCAGCUAGUGUAGACUUCACUUCAAAGAGUUUGCCCCCUGCAGCCGCACAAACGCACGGCACACUGGGUACCGAACUGUGGGAAAAGAAAGUAGCAGUUCCCACCACCCUCCCCGAAGUCAAGAAGCUUGGUCCAAUCAGCCCUCCUCAGCCACCUUCUGUGAGUGCCUGGAACAAACCACUGACCUCCUUUACUGGCACAGUAUCGUCUGAGGGUGGUAAACCUGGAGCAGAGGGCAGCGUAGAACUGGCAAUUGACAGUAUUCAGUUUGGGGCACCAUCAUCCGCUGGCAGCACUGACAGUGAUGGUGUGCCGGCUCUGCUAGAGACCACUACCGACAACAAGCUCCCUGCUCCCAAAGAACAGAGGCAAAAACAACCUCGCGCUGGACCAAUCAAAACACAGAAGCUCCCUGACAUGGAGCCGGUGGAAACGAAGGAGUACAAGCCAGGUCCCAUUGGUAAGGAGCGCUACCUGAAGAACCGCAAGGCGAAAGAUGCUCGUGGAGGCGAAGGUGAGGGGAUGGAAGGAGGGGUGCCGGGCGGAGGUGUCAGCAGGGCCGCAGAGUCCAGUCCUACGGCCAGUGACGCCACCGUGCCCGAGCUGGGAGGAGAUAUUGAGGGCAUGAUCACAGUCCCCUCGGCAGAGUACACCAGCAACUCCAAAGAGUCCGUCACAGACUACACUACCCCUUCCUCCUCUCUCGCAGAUAGUGUUCCAACGGGAAGCAAUAAAAUGGAAGAGAGUCUGGUAGCCAAUGUGGCACUACCACACUCUCUGCCUCUUCCUCGACGAGAGACCCUGCAGCAGAGCUCUUCUCUCAGCACAGUCUCCCCAGCCACUGUUGACCUAACACUAAAGAUGGAAUCGGCUCGCAAAGCGUGGGAGAAUUCGCCAAGUUUGGAGAAGAACUCCCCGGUCACCUCUUCCUCCUCCCCCAUCACAUCCUGCGCAGCCUCAUACUCAUUCUCCUCGGCGUCCAUGCCACAGAUCCCUGUGGCUUCCGUUACACCCAGCACCUCGCUAUCAGGUUCGGGCACAUACACGACGUCGUCCCUCGGCACCAAAACCACCACCGCCUCUGAUCCGCCCAACAUCUGCAAGGUGAAGCCCCAGCAGCUGCAAGGUGGAAGCCUGGCCUCGUCCAGCAGUAGCAGUGGCUUUUCCCAGCUGGGUUGUGUGCCCCCACUGCUGCCUCAGCAGCAGCAGACCCCACAGGUGUACGUAUCUCAGUCUGCAGCAGGUUCUGCAGCUCAGAUUCCAGCCUUCUAUAUGGACACUAGCCAUCUCUUCAGCACCCCCCACCCUCGCUUGGCUCCUCCCUCUUUGGCACAGCAACAAGGCUUCCAGCCAGGCCUCUCGCAGCCAACAGCAGUGCAGCAGAUUCCCAUCCCAAUAUACGCUCCCCUGCAAGGCCAGCCUCAGCACCAACACACACACCAGGCCCAGCUCGGGCUCGGCACCGGCCCACCAGUCUCGCAGCCUCAGGACCUGUUCAGCUCCGCACUGCAGCCUUACAGGUCUCAGCAGGCUUUCAUGCAGAGCAGUCUGUCACAGCCGUCCAUGAUGCUGUCAGGGCCCUCCCUGCACAGCUAUCCCGGCGUGCAGGCGCCCGAGCUAGGAAAGCCUCAGUCCAGUCUGGCCUACCAGCAGCCCUCGUCCACACAGCACAUCCCCAUCCUGUUUGAGCCACAGCUCAACCAGCCUUCUGGCAUGGGGGGCUCCCAACUCAUUGACACCCACCUGCUGCAGGCUCGACAGGGGAUGAAUCAGCAUUCAAACAUGUACUCUGGGCAGGUGCAGCAACAUGGCCAGAGUAGUUACUACAGCAACACCCAGUCUCCCUCGUCUGCAAUGCAACAGGUGACGGUCCCCCUGCCAGGUUCCCAACUCUCACUGGCCAACUUCGGCUCGGGUGGAGGUCAGCCCCUCCUGGCGAUGCCUCCCACCCCACCCCAGGCGCAGCCACCCAACAUCAACCGACAGCCUCCUGUCUCCCAGCCGUACCGAGGUCUCAUGGGUCCCAACCACAGCAUGAUGCAGCCUCCCACCAGCAAGAUGGACAUGGAUCUAAAACUCUUUGGUGGUGGGAUGGACGUGAAGCCCGGAACGCCUCCAGUCAGUGCUAGGAGCACGACGCCCACAUCUAGCCCGUACAGGGCAAGCUCCACCUCCCCCAGCAGCCAGUCUGCAAAGAUGAACAGCAUGUUGUACCAGAAGCAGUUUCAACCCAACUCUGGCAGCAUGAGAAUGACUCAGCACUUCCCAGGACAGUUCAACCCACAGAUGCUGUCCCAACCCAACUUGGUGUCCCCCCUGGUGAGAGCACCUCACGCCAACUCCUUUACCGGAGGGGUCCAGCGGUCAGCCAUGGGGCCUCCGAUGACUGCCAACGUGGGCGGCGGCCUGGUGCCCCAUCCCAGACCUCAGCAACACUCGCAGCACAGCCAACACCCUCCCCGAGGGCCCGGUGGCCCUCCUCUGGCUCCUAGAGGAAUGCAGGCCGCCCUGAAAGCUGAGCAGGACCUAAAGGCUAAACAGCGGGCCGAGGUUCUGCAGUCCACUCACAAGUUCUUCUCGGAGCAACAGCAGCUCAAGACUCCACAAGCCAGCAAGGGAGUUAAGCCCCCGCUGGAUGUCCCAGCGUCCAACCACCAAAUGGGAAGUGAGCGUCCCGAUGCAGACAAGCCGCCCGUCUCCUCGGCAAAGCCCAUACGGACCGGGCCCAUCAAACCGCAGGCCAUCAAGCCAGAGGAGGGCAAGUAGAGAACAGACGGGAGAAUCCAGCCACUCUGUCACCACCUCUUUGUGUGUGCUUGUGUAUGUGGGGGAGGAACGAGAGCCGGAUCAGGGCGGUGUCCCAUAUGGAGGUGUGACUGUUUGACUCGGAUUUGUUUGCUCUUUUUCAGAAAUGGCUGCUCAAAUUGCUCCAUAGAUCUACUGUGACAGUAGAUGACAAAAGAAUCAAUGAGAUUUGCUGCUGAGUUUUUUUUUUUUUUUUUUUUUUUUUUAUAGCUCUUUUGAGUUGAACUCCUUUCUUUUUAAACAUUUUUUGCCUAAAUAGGACCACUUUGGACCUGUUUAGUUCACGAAAGAAUCAAUCUGCUUUUGUUUUUUUGUAGUACAAACAAUCUUGUGGAAGAGAAACGGUUUAACUAAUCCAGAGAUUUGUGCGCUUUCACUUGACGGUUUCUCGCACACACACACACACACACACACACACACACACACACACACACAUCCCCUCCCACAAAGCCCCGUCAGGCUCAGGCUACACAACGUGAAAUCCAUCUUUUUUUCUUUUUUAUGUGAAAAGUGCAGCAGUUUAUUUGAAUCACAGAGGUUGAUCUGUCAUUUCAGUGAGCAUUUGCUCCUGCCUUCCGCUCUCUCUCACUCUCCCUCUUUCUCGUCUCCUUGCCUGUGCGUGUGUGAAUCUGUGUGUGAGAUGCAUUUGUAAAGGGGGGAGAGGCACGCUGGACACUCCCGUAUAUUUAGCCAAAGGUUAAAAAGCGCAGGGAUGACGUCGUAGCCUUUUAGGAUGGCUUGUUGAUGAUUGAACUCUCACACACACAUACACACUUUCAGUUAAGCAGCCCGACCUGCUACUCGUGUUUGAUUUCAGUGCCCUAAGCUGGAUUUGAGACAGUCAGCCAUGUCAGGGCUGUUUGUUGACACGAUAGACGUGGCGUUGAACCCUCACAACAACAAAAACAAGACUUCGAAGGAGGUGAAAUGUGAAUUAUGCAGCAUGUAUGGGCAGAUGGACACUUCCUGUUUUUUUUUUUUUUUGUAUUACUGAU
Messenger RNA from Dunckerocampus dactyliophorus (ringed pipefish), 11458 nucleotides. RefSeq names its product proline-rich coiled-coil 2C (gene prrc2c). Lineage: Eukaryota; Metazoa; Chordata; Actinopteri; Syngnathiformes; Syngnathidae. Bases 1977 to 10424 code for a protein of 2815 amino acids. The record is from RefSeq and is a predicted model, not a curated record. Gene Ontology annotation, biological process: cell differentiation. The transcript has 34 exons.